CUCCCUCUCCCAUCAGCACUGACCCCACCUUCCAUGCAUCCAUUAACAGCCGUACAGCAUGCUGCUGUCCCGUCACUUCAUGGUCAUUUUCUUGCCUACUGACGUGGUCACCCACGCAGCGUCCGGCAUGCAACUCUAUGUAGUGCUUACCACCGACAGCUCGAGAACACGUCUCCUUCGCUCUUCAUAGCUGCCAAGCAAAACUAGCCCCAAGCCUCAGCGCCCACCAGCCCCUUUAGCCUUCCCGAGAUGCGUGGCCGACUGUGGCUGUCUGAGCUGCCCUGUCGCAGACUUGUCCAGAGAGCUGAGUAAACUGCAGCUGUCAGGGAGGUGAGCCGACGGUUGCGGGCUCACCUUACCCAGAUGUAUCCCGCAGUCCCAGCUGCCAGGGGUGUGCACACCCCAGCCUGGUGCUCAGGCCUGGCCGUGUCAGGGUGGCAGGGCAGCCUCAGUGCUAGUGGGGGGCCUUCCCAGUGGGAGCCAGGCCACACCCACCUGUCAGUCAGUCACAGACCACACCUACCUGUCAGUCACAGACCACACCCACCUGUCACAGGGGAUGGUGCUUCUUCCUCUGCCACUCUUGCUUCUGCAAGAACAGAAAACAAAGAGCCCGCUAGAUGGCAGGAAUGUAGUUUUCGGUGAUGGGACACAAGUUCUUGAUGUCUGUCACAGGACUUGACUUUAGGGUGACCCCCUGCAAGGCUGGGAGUAAGGUCAAAGUCCUACCUUUUGUAGGGGCUUCCGUGUCUGCAUUUCCGACCGGCAGGCCCCAGCUUCUUAGGGCCUGCCUCCCAGGGAGGUAGUGCAUCACCUUAGCUCUAGCUAUUGUGUUGAAGCUGGUGAGAAGGGAUAAAUGAAUUCAUGGCAGUUACACUCUUCCGACCGUGCUGUGAUGCAAAUAUGCAUGUUAAAUAUCUCGUGAGACACUCAGAAAUCGGAAACCGGUUUUGUAAGCGGUCUCUGGGUGUUUUAAUGCACAUUCCAUCAGUGACAGACUGGGGACUUCCCAACACAGUAGUAGUGCAAUUGACAAGUGAAUACUGCUUCAUUAAAACAAAUGCAGUUAUAGCUAGAAAUCUGUGACGGGCGAAGUAGACCUCUCUACUUCAAAGACCUACAAAGAUUAGGAACACUUGUCUCCGUUUUGGCUGGGUUAGAUGUCCUCCGCCGUGGGCAGUGGCCCCCAGUGGAGGCACUGAGCCUGCAGGUGGGCUGUUGGCAGGAAGUCGCUCCAGAGCCACCAGUGCCCUGUGACGGGGGUGACCUCUGCUUUAACAAAGCGUGCGGCUUGAGUGGUUUUCAGAAGCUGCUGGCCGCUGCUUUGACUGGAGCGGGGUUGGGAGACUCCUGCUGGCAUGUAGGUGACCUGAGGUAGAGUUCCUAAAAGCCAACUGGAAUAGCCUUUUAAGAAAGGGGCUGUGUGGGAGGCGGGGAGGCUGACACCUGUGGAGGGGUGAGCAGUUGGUGUUCCUGCAGCAGCGAGCCCCAAGUUGGGCUCUCCCAGCCGGCCUCGCUUCCCCUCUGUCUAGCUGCACUUCCGGAGCCAGCCCACCUGCCUCGGAGCUGUGCCAGUGCACACGGGGCUCACGCUGGUCGCUGUUUUGCCGUGCCGCUGGCCAGGGCACCUGUCUCCUGUGGCUCUUUGAAGACUCUCUCUGUCUCUUUCUGCGUCCCUCCAGGAACAGGGUUGGGAAGGAAGCAGAGCCCGGGUUUAUGUUUUAAUGUGUACUGAAGGGUCAGCACAUGACAGGAUCGCUGCAAUUCUCUCAAUGGUGUUUUAGGGAGAACCAGUGGAGUGGAGGUGCGACAGGACAAUGUGGGGCAGAGCGGAAUGGCGCAGGAUCCCAAGCGACCCCGGCCCAGAGAGGACGCAGCACAGGAUGGUGUGGACAGAGGGGUGCUGCAGCCCGGUGGCAGUGUGGAGGACCAGAGAACCUCGGGGGACAGUGCCCCAUUCCCAGGGUCGUUAGGAAAUGCCAGAGAUGAGGAACAGGUAGAAAACCACAUUCCAGAUAACACUUCUUUCCCCGAACGUCCAGAGCCAGCCGAGAGGAGGGAGGCCACGACCUUGUCAGCCUUGGGGUCUGGAGCGUCCCUGGAGGAGCCUGGAGCGUCCCCGGAGGAGCCCGGAGCGUCCCCAGAGGAGCCCGGAGCGUCCCUGGGGGAGCCCGGAGCGUCCCUGGAGGAGCCUGGAGCAUCCCCGGAGGAGCCUGGAGCGUCCCCGGAGGAGCCCGGAGCAUCCCCGGAGGAGCCUGGAGCGUCCCUGGAGGAGCCUGGAGCGUCCCUGGAGGAGCCCGGAGCGUCCCUGGAGGAGCCCGGAGCGUCCCCGGAGGAGCCUGGAGCGUCCCCGGAGGAGCCCGGAGCGUCCCUGGAGGAGCCUGGAGCGUCCCCGGAGGAGCCUGGAGCGUCCCCGGAGGAGCCCGGAGCGUCCUCAGAGGAGCCCAGCUGGGCAGGGGCUUCAGAGAAUCAAGUCCCAGGUGCUGGGAAUAGGCCAGACAUCAAAAACCACAGUGCAGAUUCUACAGGCAUGCAGGAGGAAGAGAAACUAGAGGAUCUGAAAAACAGCUCUGGUGGAGCUGACCCCAACCUGUGUCCAGAGCCCAUUGCCAUGGAGACGUCUGGAGGUGACAGGACAAGCAGGCUGGACCCCAUGGAGCAGAGCAGAGACCACACUGGGGCCAUGGAGGAGGCAGGGGCCUCUCAUGCUGGGCACAGGGGCACAGAGGCCACAGGCUCCUCCAGGGAUAGCGAAGAUAUGGCCAGUCAUGAUGGCAGCCCUGAGGCACCGGCCCCCAGCACAGGGCAGGGUCCAGGGAAAGAGCCUGCCACCCAGGAAGGCCCCGUGGAGGGCAGAGGCGUCAGCAGGGAGAACAGUGCCGAGGAGGACGGAGAGGCAGAAGUGGAGGCUGAGAGGGUCCAGGGUGUCGCUGCCUCUCCAGCAGCUGGGGACAGCCACCGGCAAGCGCAGCAAGCGACAGGUGCCGAGAGCAGCGCAGUGACCACGAAGGAGCCCGAGGACAAGAACGAGCAGCAGGGAGAAGCCAUGGAGCCUUCGCAGAAGAAGGUCAAGAACAAGAAGAAGAAGAACAAGAAGAAGAAGGCAGCGACUGCUGCAGAAUCCCAGGCAGACACUAGGAAGGAGCUAGCCUGCGAGGAAGCGGAGCCCGGUCAAGCUGGGGACGAGCAGGCCGGACCUGCUGACCCAGACCAAGCCGAGGAAGUGCAGAAGGAGCCGCUGGGAGACCCAGAGCAGGAGACCACAGCGGGAAGCAGCGAAAAUCCCGAGUGUCCAGGAACUCCCGAAAGUACGCCGGAUGGAAAGCUUCACCAAGAAGAUGGUGACACAGAAGCCACAGCAGGGAGCAUCACAGCUGAGGGAGACACGCGUGGUCUCUCCAGUGACACAGCGCAAGCCCCGGGCUCUAGAGCUAGUGACGAAGAACUCAACGGAAAUGCCAUGAAAGCCGACACUGAAAAGGAUGGGGCUGGCAGCACCCUGCUGGAAGACGCGAGUCCCUUGGAGGAGCUCCGCGACACCUCCCACACAGCAGGUGCAGACACGCCAGCGAUGUGUGAUCAGCCGAGUCAGACGGCCGGGAAGGCUGCAGGUGGCCACGGCAGUGUGGAAGACGGCAACUUGUCCGCCCCAGAAGGAGAGGAGGGGAACAGCAGAGUGGGUGCGAAGGGGGUCAGUGAGAAGGGCCGCGCCAAGGAGGACUGCACUCUGUCGUGAGCUGAGAGGCUGGCAGAGGCAGGCAUGCCCUGGAGGCUGGGCCUGGUCCCUCCGAUGGCAGAACCCCUUGCCUGACCAUCAGCACCUGACUCCCCAUUGUUGCGGGGAGCUCCUGUCACCCAGGUCAGAAAGGCAGCAGUACGGCACUCGGCAUCGCGCUCGGACAGAGAACAUUCCAGCAGCAGUGUGUUCCGCGCAUCCUCCAGCUUAGAUGGGAAGAUCGCCUUAUGCUGAGAGUGUGGAAGUUCUUGACCAAAUAUAUUAAAAUGGCCAAACGACAUUCCUGGGUAUCACGGGUAUUUAAAAAGGUCUCAGUGGAACGUGUGUGCGUUCAUCUUAACUUCAGUGUGUGUGUUGUUUUCUGUAAAGGUGAGAAGGCCGCGUGUCCUUAGGCCGUGCGCCUCAGAGCAGCAGUGAACCGUUCUGGGGCGGCGCGUGCCCAGACGCACCUGGGGGGCGGCGCUGGCCUCUCCCCCUCCCACGGUCACGGCUCACCCUGCGCUUGCGUACCUGCCCGCAUUUGAUGGUACGAUGCUUUUGCCUUCACUUUAUGAUGCUGGACCAAAUCUAUUUUAUACACAGAAUCUUUUAAGUUUUGUGUGGAAACGACAUGUCUCGAACUUGCAUUUGUGACUGUGGUGUGGAGAUGGGCUAAGUUGCUUAAAGCUGUGCUGUACCUUUGAAGCCACGUCUGCUGUCCGAGAGGCCGGGCACAGCGUAUCGGCCCCACGCAGUCUGCCCAUGAGUCCAUUGUAGGACAUUGGAAAAAGUUGAAUCACUUCUGGUAUUUUGGCAUAGAUAUUUUUAUUUGUUGCUUCUCAGUGUAUUCUUAUUGCAAAACUAUUGUUUUGAACUGCCUACAGGAAAUACAUAUAUUUUCUAUAUAAAGAAACAUUUAAAAAUAAUUGUAAAGGUAAAUUUUAAAAAAAUCAUUGUAAAAUAUAAAGCCACCGUGGAACGUG
This is a messenger RNA of Ochotona curzoniae (black-lipped pika), 4698 nucleotides long. Its product is annotated as leucine-rich repeat flightless-interacting protein 1-like. The coding region runs from base 1835 to 3736 and encodes 633 amino acids. NCBI's taxonomy places the organism in Eukaryota, Metazoa, Chordata, Mammalia, Lagomorpha, Ochotonidae. The transcript has a single exon. The record is from RefSeq and is a predicted model, not a curated record.